Messenger RNA from Drosophila montana, 1595 nucleotides. Its product is annotated as casein kinase I. The transcript has 2 exons. NCBI's taxonomy places the organism in Eukaryota, Metazoa, Arthropoda, Insecta, Diptera, Drosophilidae. Gene Ontology annotation, molecular function: protein serine/threonine kinase activity; ATP binding. Gene Ontology annotation, cellular component: cytoplasm; nucleus. The record is from RefSeq and is a predicted model, not a curated record. Gene Ontology annotation, biological process: peptidyl-serine phosphorylation; negative regulation of canonical Wnt signaling pathway; signal transduction. Bases 140 to 1234 code for a protein of 364 amino acids.
UAUGGUUUUAUUGCAUUGUAUUCGAUUUUUGUAAUAUUGACAGAAUAUAUUCCCACACAAGUCAUGCUAGUCAUGCCUAGCGACACUUUAAAUACAUUUCUUUAACCUACAGCGAACACCGAUCCGAGCACGAGAGAGGAUGGCACAACUGCAGCCGCAAGUGAAACCCCCAAAGCCGUUGGGAUCCACCAAGCGAGGUGGUCUACGGGACAUUAUUGUUGGUGGCAAGUAUCGUCUGUUGAGUCCCAUAGGCAGUGGAUCCUUUGGGGAGUUAUACCGUGCCUCUGGUCUUCAGUGCGGCGAGGAGGUGGCUGUUAAACUCGAGAGCAGUUCCGUGAAGUAUCCACAGCUGCCGCGCGAAGCUAAAAUAUACAAUAUCCUGCGAGGUGGCGUUGGCUUCCCGCAUAUUCGUUAUUUCGGCACCGAGGGCAUAUAUAAUGUGCUGGUUCUAGAUCUAUUGGGCCCCACCUUGGAGGAUCUGCUUAACUUUUGUGCGCGCAACUUUAGCUUGAAGACGACCCUGAUGCUGGCGGAUCAGAUACUGGCCCGUGUGGAGUAUCUGCAUAUGAACUGUCUGUUACAUCGAGAUAUCAAGCCGGAGAACUUUCUGAUGGGCUUGGGCAGUCAGCGCACUCGCGUUUUCAUGAUUGACUUUGGUUUGGCCAAAAAAUACUAUCGUCCCAGCACCCGUACACAUAUCAACUACUAUGAGCGUCAUGAGCUCAUAGGUACGGCUCGAUACGCCUCUGUGCAUGCCCAUUAUGCGGAGCAGGGACGCCGUGAUGAUCUGGAGUCCGUGGGCUAUCUGCUGCUCUACUUUUUGCGCGGUCGCCUUCCUUGGCAGGGCAUCAAUGCCGCGACACGAAUACAAAAGUACGAGAGAAUUGCCGAGAGCAAGUCAACGCUGCCAUUAAAUAUAUUAUGCUCCGGAGUUCCCACCGAAUUCUACUUGUACAUGAAGUACUGUCGCAGCCUGCACUUUACCGAGCAGCCGGACUACGUUUAUUUGCGGCAGCUAUUUAAGGUGCUGUUCCGGAAUCAUUUUCUGCUCUAUGACUAUCUCUAUGAUUGGGUAGACAUUAAUCUGGAGAUGGCGCACAAUAAACGCGCAAUGGCACAGCAGCGCGGCAAGGAUCGAAAUCAGGAGGAGGAUGCGGAAGAGGUGCCGAAAUCGGAUUCGCGUCGUUAUGUCAAGAAGAAACGCCAUCACGAACAGAAGCGACAGAAACAGUAAUCGGAUCACUAAGUACUAAGUGGAACCUUAAACUUAACUAUAUAUUUGGCAUGCAUUUAUCAUUUCUAUGUGUUUGUAAGAAUGUUUAUGUAGGUGUAAGUGUGGGAGUGUAUAACCUUUGUUCUACAAAUCAACUCUCUGUGGCCCAAUUGGUCCAACCACACUAAGCCGUGUAACUAACGAGGGGCUAAAACUCGAUAGCGUUUGUAUUCAAAACUAAUUUAAAUCUAAAUGCAGCUGGUUCACUUUGAUAAGGAAAGGAUUCCACUAUUCUUCUGAUAAGGCUUACAAUUUGGUUUAAUAUAAGUUCAGUUGUAAUAGACCAUAUAUUUAGCUAUAUUAAAAAGUGUUAAUAAAACAA